AUGGCAUCGGAAACGGAGACGGUCGCAACGAGGGUGAAGGCAGUGGACGGCGGCAAUGUCCAGGCGAGAUUGGUUGGUAGAGACUUCAAAUCGACUUGCUUCAUCGCGAGUUUACCGUCGCCUGAACCGACAUCAUCUGCUUUCGUCCUAAUUGAUCUGAGUGAAACAAAUCGGCAAGAACGAGGGCCACUCGGCAGCGCCGAUCGUCGAGACAUUGUCGGUGAAAAUAAUAAAAGAAACACCCUUUUCAGCGCCGUCACUAAGCAUCAGGGAUCUUUGUUGAUCGAAACUCUAACCACCGCCAAGGAAAACGAGGAAGAAUGA
Molecule: messenger RNA, 324 nt
Organism: Linum trigynum
Lineage: Eukaryota; Viridiplantae; Streptophyta; Magnoliopsida; Malpighiales; Linaceae
Source: the annotation of a GenBank genome assembly